Messenger RNA from Linnemannia hyalina, 3954 nucleotides. Lineage: Eukaryota; Fungi; Mortierellomycota; Mortierellomycetes; Mortierellales; Mortierellaceae. The record is from the annotation of a GenBank genome assembly.
AUGCCGACCCCUAAUGCCUUCUACAGCGCGCUGCAACCUUCCGUUGCCUUCUCUGGAACUGUUCCUUCUACCGUCGUCGAUACACCGACCAAAGAUCAGGACCUACUUCCUCACCAUCAAUUUCAGCAGGCAUAUCCAACAGUCCAAUCCAGCAACUCGCAUCUGCACAGUCAUGGACCUUCCUCACACAGUCACGCCCACAGUCGUAGCCACAGUCAAGCUCACUCCGGCUGCCAACAUGGUCCUGACCCCGCCGUGAUGGAGUUCCUCUCCAAGAUUGGCCAGAUUAUCAUCAAGGCAAGAACACCCACCCCGGCAGUCCCUGGCUACCCUUCUUCGUCCAAUUCGGCAGUAGUAGCAGAGAUGACGACUACCAGUGGUAACUGCAAUGUGCCAACAGCGCAACCACAACAGCUACAGCAGCCAAGUCUAGAAUCGGUCUUGCAGGACAUGGAUCUCUGGAGGAACAGCACACCUGUGCACGUCAACAUCCUGCACUCUGCUCAACAUAUCCUGUUGGAGCGCUGGGUGAUAUCGUUUAUCCCAACAGCAGCAUCGUCGCCGAAUGCAAUGUCAGCCGAUUUGGCAAGUAUUACGAGUCCUUACACCGGAUACUUGUCACCGAAGGCCAAACAUCAACAGACCGCCCAAUGCGCAUGUCCUCCCUCCUCAGCAGCGCCAGCCCAGCUCAAGGACACCACCGAUCUCGUACUGUUAGUGCAGUCUCUAUAUACCCAGAUUCGAUCUCUCCCUCUCCAGAACUGCCUGACAUCAUUCGACGAAAAGACUAAGCUGGCAAAGAACGAUCUCGCCUACUCUGUCACCUCGGCGCGCGAGGACAUCACCCAGAGUCGUCAGGACAAGACGCUCUACAGUUGUACACAGCCUAUCGUAGGCGAGCAGGAUACAACAAGAGAUGCACCCGUGGUCGAUCUGUCGGAGGAACCUUACACAGAAUUUGCCACCUCGCUCAGGACGACUUUGCCGCUCGAGUUCGUGCAGGCAGCAUCUCUAAAGCUAAUCAACUUUGAGGCUUCACAUAUGCAAUGGGGAUGCAUUCGAGUCACCGGCAUGUACGAUGAGUCGGUUGGAGGCAGGAUUGCACCGGAGGAUUUCCAGGACUUGACCAAGGUCCAGAAGAAGCGCCACUCCUCUUCGUCGAAGACCAAGAUCUCCAGCGCCUCCAGUGCUGCCAUUGCCGCUGCCAAAUUGGCGAAACGACAACAAAAGGAAGAAUCGACAUGGACCUCUGCCGCUCAGCCAGUAAAAGCAGACCUCGCACAGGAGCCAGCACGAAGUCCCAUCAGCGAACCGACCGUCCUGAACUUGAAUGGGCUUCCGACCAAGAGCCCAGCGUCAAUACCAGACGCCAAUCUUGCAGGAUCGACACAUCCACCACCAGUGAUCGAUCGACGGACUCAACAGUCUUCGUCACCUGUCCUCAGUCCAGAGGACCAGUUCCGUGCCCGACUACAGGCACUCAAACAGAAUGGCAACCGCCUCUUCUCAUCCAUCUCGUCUUCGAUGGGACGGUCAAGCCCGGCUGCUCAGGAUCCAGCGCAGGAAACGCCUCGUGCCAAUGUGCUUCAGGAAUCCUUGCUGCCAAAGAAUGACGAACGGUCAGGGUCCACAACACCCACCCAGGAAGGAAUGCAGGCCUACCGGUUCCCACCGCCAUCACCUUCACCACCACUGUCCAUCCCCGUGCCACGCAGAGACAGUGUGAGUGACAGAAAAGGGCCUUCGCCUUUGUCACCAGAAGCUCAACUUGAAAAGACGCCAACUGGUACGGAACCAGUCGCUCCUCAGUAUGGGCAGUACCCAGCAGCCUUCCAGCCUAGUCCACCUUAUACUCAACAGCAUUAUCACCCAUCACGCCACGCGAUAUCGACCUCGCCUCUUGCCCACGUCAUCACGCGUAGACGUUCUUCGCGGCUUUCGAUUGUCAUGAAUUGCGACGAUUCCCCUGAUCCAGGGCGAACUCAGAGCCCCGAAGCAACUCAGCUCAACCGAAAGUUCUUCAAUGAUAGCGAUGACGACGAUGAUGACAACCAGGAUUCUUCUAGUCGCCCAUCAUCCAACUUGACCCGCCGCUGGGGCUCUCUUCAGGAUCAACGACACUCCUUUACCCUAGACUCACGCGCCCAGUCCGCCAACUCUCCUUCUCGGCACUCUUACCUUCGCAGAAGUUCGCUGAAUCCCUUGACUGGCUCACAUGGUGACUUGUUCGGAUCGUUGGUCGGUUCUUACGAAGAAUCAAUCCUCUCUGGAAGAAUGUCCACUUUGCCGUCCAAACCGCUGAUAUUCACGGCGCAGAUCGGUGUCCUGGCGAACCAGGAUUACAAGGAUUGCCCACCAAAGCUCCGAUGUCCCAAGCAUGUCCAACUCGAGUUCCCCGCCGUCUUUUACGACUAUGAGAGCUCCUCCAACAAACAUCAGCAUGGAAGCCACAGCACCCACCACCAACACCAACAUCACCAUCAUCACCAAUCUCACCACCCCUAUUAUCAUCAAAACACCCAUCCUCAACAUUCACAUCCGACAUUUUCGACCCAACCUGGUCCCUCCAGUUUCUCCCAUUCAUUCAAGUCCAACCUCUCCUUUAGUCAACAUGUCUCGACAAGCCCAUCCCAUCACCCCAUGGGAUCAUAUGCUAGCUCACCCAACCUGAGCCUGUUCCUUUCGUCCAGUGCUCAGCUUAGUGGCUCGCAUGGAUCGGCGCCCAAUACGCUCUCGCACAGUUUGACGCGCGCUGUUCCUACAGCGCAGGAUGAUCCGAUAUUGCCGUACGUUGGAAACCUGGAUCUGGACAGCAGCUUCAGAGGCGCUCGUCGAUUCGCGAGGAUGCCUGGUGGAAUGCGGAUUCCUCUUCGUGGUCAGGUUCAGGUCAUGAUCAAGAAUCCCAACAAGACGGUUGUGAAGGUCUUCCUGGUGCCGUACGACUUUACUGAUAUGCCCUCGGGUACGAAAACGUUUCUUCGGCAAAAAUACUACUCGACUGGUGCUGGGAUGGGACCGGUCUCGUCGACAGUCAGCAGCAGUGGUACACUGCGCUAUGCGAUCCAUCUGCAGUUUUGCUGCCCUGCACCUGGAUACGUGUACCUCUACCGUAGUAUACGCGUCGUCUUUGCCAAUCGAGUCCCCGACGGCAAGGAGUCUCUGCGAGUUGUUCUUGAAGGUCUGGGGAUUGGAUCAACGACACUUGUUGAGAAUGGCGUGAGCCAGACUCCCGCUGCGGCAGAAGGCCAUGCGGCAGACCCGAGACAGGCGCCAGCACGGAACUUUGAAGAACGAUAUGUGAGGAUGAGAAAGGGCGAGGUGCCCUUCAGUGGCAGCAAGAGGAAAAAGGAUCAGGAUGUAUGCAUGGACGACUUGACCUUGGGCCAGCCUCUGAGGGCAUCACCGGUGACGGCAUUCGGUCUUGGGCUGAAUGGCGACUUUACUCGUUCUGCCCAUUCUCACAACUCCUUCAAUCCAUACCACAGCCAGCAACAGCGGCUUGAUUUUGACGGUCAGCCGUAUCAUCAUCACCAACAACUCUCUGGCAGUGGCAUGGAUGUCGACGAGGAUACGGAGAUGACCCUGAAUCUCGAUGGGGCACAGUCGAAACGAAAGGAGCAUGAAAGUUCGCUGUUCAUAACACCCAUCUCCCAGUCAAGGCGAAUGGCGGCCACCGCCACAUCGCGUGUGGUCCAGUCGCCAGAGGGUGGCAGCUACAUGGGGAAGGCCAUGUCGGACGAGGACGAAGACUACCGAUUGAUCCAGUCUAGCGUGCUGAUCGGGACCCCAUCGACGGUGAAAGCUGGCCCUGGACGGUCAGUGAGACCCGGUGACAACCCAGGGUCAAGCGCUGGAGCAACGUCGUCGCCCAACAUUUUCUUUUCGAAGGAGUCGCUGUAUCUUGGCUCUCGGUCGAUGGGUGGCAAAGAAAAGAACCAGAUCCUUGGAAUCUAA